Molecule: messenger RNA, 1285 nt
Organism: Beta vulgaris subsp. vulgaris (sugar beet)
Lineage: Eukaryota; Viridiplantae; Streptophyta; Magnoliopsida; Caryophyllales; Amaranthaceae
Product: protein ACCELERATED CELL DEATH 6
Exons: 2
Coding region: 295-1281 (328 amino acids)
Molecular function (GO): protein binding
Source: RefSeq, a predicted model, not a curated record
AAGUGAAAAGGACCCAUUUCCACAAAUCAUUAAACUUGGACGACAUAAUAAUAUAGUAUGACCAAUUAGUAAACGAUACUAAGUGGGAUUUGGGAAGUUCCAAUCAAGCUAAUUAAAAGUUGUGUUCUAUAAAGGACCUCAUUCAUAUCUGCACAAGCACAACUAUUAUAAGAACUCUUAUAUUAUUCCACCAAUCAACACCAACUACAAGAUUAGCCAAGCAGUAGUAGCACCCCAAAAAAAAAACAUAAACAUUCGGCUGAUAUAUACUACUAUAUAUCAUCAACCACCAGCAUGCAACCUCCACAACGUUUAUUGCCCAUCCAUGCCGGACACUAUGCAACGCUAGUCAGGGAAGACCUAAAUGCCUUCAGGAGUGCAAUAAACCAAGAUGCCAACAUACCUAAUCUCGUUUGCGAGUCUGACGGCAGCAGCCUCCUUCAUCUAGCAGCCAGUGUAGGGCACAUAAGAUACAUUAAUUUCAUUGUCCAAGUAAGUCCAACACUUCUUUACAAGACAAACUCUAACAGCGAUCUUCCCGUCCAUGUUGCCUCAAGGAACGGCGAGCUAGAGGCCGUUAGGACGUUGAUAUCUCAUUCGGCUGCACAACCGCGAAAUAAUGCUGAUGAUGAGAUAUCAAUGUUGGAGGCAAAAAACAUGGAUGGGAACACUGCUCUUCAUAUUGCAUUAGAAAAUCAGCAAGAAGAAAUGGCGAAAUGCUUGGUUGAGAAAUGCCCACAAACAUUCUACAAGUUGAACGCACAGGAGAUUUCUCCACUUUACCUGGCUAUUCAAGCACAAUUCUGGGAGCUUGCCAAGUACAUGCUUUCCACACACAUCGUUAAUCAGUGUCCCGAUGCUCCAAAUCACUUAAAUCUUCCCGAGGCGAAGUCAGUUAUUCAUGCAGCAAUUACAGCAAAAAACAAAGAUAUCUUUGGAAUGAUUAGCAACCAAUACACGGAAGUCGUACGAUAUAAGACAGAUGAAAGGGGAAUGACACCAAUUUCAUAUGCUGCUUACACAGGCUUCCUUGAUGGAGUUAAGUACAUAUUUAGUAACAAUAGGUUGCAAAACCAAGCCUUCAAAAUCGACGAAAACGGGUUAUUUCCUAUUCAUUGGGCCUGCAUGGGAGGUAAUGUUGACGUAGUCAAGGAGUUCAUUUCACAUUUUUCUGUAAGAGCCAUGUUAUUAGUUAGCAAGAAGGGACACAAUAUCCUACAUGUGGCAGCUGCAAGUGGGAAAACUGUGUUUGUUACUGCCCCAAAAUUAGUAGUGGACUAAGUAG